Messenger RNA from Aspergillus saccharolyticus JOP 1030-1, 901 nucleotides. Its product is annotated as ribonuclease H1. Lineage: Eukaryota; Fungi; Ascomycota; Eurotiomycetes; Eurotiales; Aspergillaceae. Gene Ontology annotation, biological process: DNA replication, removal of RNA primer. The coding region runs from base 302 to 802 and encodes 166 amino acids. The record is from RefSeq and is a predicted model, not a curated record. Gene Ontology annotation, molecular function: RNA-DNA hybrid ribonuclease activity; nucleic acid binding. The transcript has a single exon.
CGCUCCAGCGAGAUCACAUGAUUUCAAACAGAACUAGGAAUAUGUAAACACCACGAAUUCGUGGAGAAUUCCUUCUUCCCUUGAUAGUUCAACGAAUCUCAGGGCAUCAAGCUCAAUAUUACGUUUGUGAUCAACAUUUUCCAUCCUCAUGUGGGAUAUAUGAGAGAGCAGCGCAUCCAUCCCCAAAGUCCCAAACCAGCCAUCCAUCACUGCUAGACUUAAACCCCCCCUCCAACACCAUCUACACAGUAUCUACACUCAACUCCCCUCCAUCGAUACGCACAAUGAAGCAACGAACCAAAUGCCCUACCAAAUGAAAUUCCAAGUAGACGGCAACUGCCACCGCAACGGCCAGCCGGACGCGAUCGCCGCCGCAGCUGCCAUCCUUCUGCGCCGCUACGGCCCGAAGAAAGGAUGGACGCGCUCCCUCCCCGCCUCCCCACCACCGACCAACCAACGAGCGGAGAUCACCGCCAUCAUCCUCGCGCUGGAGCAGGCGCUCGCCCGGUACCCCUUGCUCCACACCCGGCCGAAGAUGCGGGUGACGAUCUAUAGCGAUUCCCAGUAUGCGGUGAAGUGUAUGACGAAGUGGAGGUACAAGUGGACGGGGAAUGGGUGGAGGAAUACCCGCGGGCGGGAGGUGGUGAAUCGCGAUCUGCUGGAACAGGCGGCGGAGUUGGAUCGCCAAGUCCGACAGUUGGGGCGCUUGAAGGUGCGGUAUGAGUGGAUUGCGAGGGAGGAGAAUUGGCAGGCGGAUAGGUUGUGUAGGCGGGAUAUCGAGAGGCAGAUCUUGCGGUCAUAGGGUUUAUUUACAUACUGUGGUACUGUAGGUUUUGGGGGAAAGGAAGGAUAACAUGGUAGCCUGAGGGAUGGGUCUUGGACUUGGAUUGGUUGUGGUGUA